Dinoponera quadriceps is the source of this 1680-nucleotide messenger RNA. RefSeq lists its product as uncharacterized. The record is from RefSeq and is a predicted model, not a curated record. The transcript is spliced from 5 exons. Gene Ontology annotation, cellular component: cytoplasmic microtubule. Bases 225 to 1418 code for a protein of 397 amino acids. NCBI's taxonomy places the organism in Eukaryota, Metazoa, Arthropoda, Insecta, Hymenoptera, Formicidae.
AAUGGACGCUGUGUGAAAGACAAGCCUUAAGGCUGUACGCGGCCAUAACUGCGAACAAAAAGUAAACAAAAUUGUUUAUGUGGUAACGGACGGUUGCGUAAUGCUUCAUAUAAAUUAUGUGAUAAAACUGUGUUAAUCUCGUGUACAAACAACAGUCCUCUUUCAGUAUGUAAAUUCUAAAUGUAGAGCAGUUAUAGCGUCGACGAAAUAUCAUUAUCGAAAAAAUGAAAGUAACAACACUAAAGGGGAUCUUUCCGGACCCUAAACCACUCAAGAGGAAAAAUUUCAUUCAUGAAAAUGUGAAAAACCUCCGGCGAAUGGAACAGUGCUUUCAAGCUAACAAGGAAGCAGAAGAGUUUCAGAAACUACAGCUGCGUAAAUAUCACGGCAGACCCAUAGAUAAAUACCAAAAUGUAUCUGCGAGGGUAAUCACUCAUUUUCGUGAAAAAAAGAAACAUGAAGAUAAUAACACAGUAUCGAAAGAUAAUAUCGACCUGACUCCAACUAAUAAAGUGGAAAAUAAGGAGCAAAAAGCUCAAGAUGAAAUUGAUAUACUUGAAUCGGAGCAUGUUACUGCUUCCAACAAAAUUUUCAAAACAGAGAUAGAUUGUAACAUAUCUGAUAAACAGAGAAAACCAGAAAGAAUAAGCAAACACAAUAAAAAUUACAGUCGGCAAAAAAUUUCGUCUUUACUAAAUGUACAUAAAUUUGACAAUGUUGUAAAUAAUAUAAAUGUACAAAAUAUUGUUAAGUGCAAAAAUCAAGGAACCCAAACUUUGGAUACAGACCAAAUGGAAAGUAUAUAUUCCGAAGGUAUCAUUCGGUAUCCCUCAAAAAGAAUUACAAAGCAUGACGAUACAGUUAGUAAUGUCAAUUUAAAUGAACAAGGGAAAAAAGUUUCGAAACUACAGUCAUAUUCUGCUGCAAACAGCAGAGGUGAUAUGUACACUCCUGAAGACUUGCGGAAGCUUGAUUUACGAAAUGCUGUGUCACCGACACACAAUAAAGAAGUCGACUUCAUCAAGUUGAAUAAAGAAUACACUUCCGUGGCUAAUAAGUUGGCGAUGCAACUCAACAGUGGUGCACUACCUGUACAUUAUCGCAAAGGAGUUGUUCCUAAAUAUCUUCAAGAUAGAAAAGAAGCUCAGCAAAAAGAGCAGAAAUCCAAAGUGGAAAUGUUAUAUCCUGAUUGUCCAGAGGGUCAUGUACCUUUGCCUGAUGACGAGCGUAAGGAGACAUUGCGGUUAUUAAAAAAAAAUUAUCAAGAAUAUGUCGAUGAAUUGAAUAUGAUGCCUAUAAAAACGGAUACACUCAGGGCACAAAGGCGUAAGAUGGAAAUAGAGAAGCAAUUGAAUAAAUUAGAAGAAGGGAUUAAAGUGUUUUCACGUCCUAAAGUUUACGUCGAGAUAAAUGCAUAGACUGUAUCCCCCUUAUGAUUAUAUAACAUGUACAUACAGUAACUAUUGUUGGCUGUUAUCAUCAUCACGAAGUAUCGUGCACUAUAUCGAGGGUCUAAUAUAAUGAAUGUGAUUGUUUUAUUGCCAAGUGUUGCAAAAUGAUUAAUUGUACAUGCAUUUCGCACAUACUGAAAAAUUACUCUCAAUUGUCUCACGUUUGAAAGAUUUUGUGAUUAAGAAAGGAUUAUAAAAUUAUUUUUUCGCAAUAAAACAUAUCCCUUAA